Molecule: messenger RNA, 1041 nt
Organism: Lolium rigidum
Lineage: Eukaryota; Viridiplantae; Streptophyta; Magnoliopsida; Poales; Poaceae
Product: transmembrane protein 53-like
Exons: 4
Coding region: 1-1041 (346 amino acids)
Source: RefSeq, a predicted model, not a curated record
AUGGAGAAAGCCUACAAUGGAGGAGGCAAAGAAGCAACCCCCGGCGCCGUCUCAGCCCAGGGCGACGUUGUGGAAUAUUCCACCGGCGGGCAGGCCAACGCGCCCUUCAGCCUCCUCCCCCAUGACUCCGAGUACUUCAUCAAGUGGGAUCCCCCGCCACCGCUGGAAACCUCGUCCGGUGGCGGAUCGCCGGUGCGCGAAGAAGUGGUGGUGGUGCUGCUGGGGUGGCUGGGCGCGCGGCAGAAGCACCUGCGGAGGUACGCAGACCUGUACCGCGAUCGCGGGGUCGGGUCGGUGCGCUUCAUCGUGCCCGUCCGCAAGAUCGUGGGGCCCCACUUGGAACGCCGCUUCUUGCGUAUGCUCGCUGACCUCUCCGCCAUGAUCGCCGCCUGGUGCGACGCCGACAGCCGCCGCAUGCUCCUCUUCCACACCUUCAGCAACACCGGCUGGCUCGCUUAUGGCGCGGUACUUCAGAAUCUACAAUCAAGACCAGAUAUAACUGAGAGGAUAAGGGGAUGCAUUGUAGACUCUGCACCAGUUCUAGAGAUAACACCCAAGGUCUGGGCUGCUGGUUUCACUGCUGCCAUGAUGAAGAAAAGAAGUUCUUUCAAAGGACCCCCGGCUGACUCUCCCGAUGGAUCUACUUUUAAUGGUGCCUUGAACAAAGUUAAUUGUGUCUCCGAGUUGACGAAGCAAUCAUGGCGCGAAACUGUUCUUCAAUCAACUCUUGAGAAGAUCUUUAAAUUUUUUCUUUUUGUCACUGAUGUGAACAAGGGAAUACGCAAGCUCCUCGCUGUUCUAUCAGAGAAGCAGCCGUCCUGCCCUCAGUUCUACAUGUACAGCUCAGCCGACAGAGUGAUACCCGCCGAAUGCGUGGAGAGCUUCAUCAGCAAGCAGAAAUCACUAGGACUGAACGUGUCGGCCCACAAUUUUGUGUGGUCGCCGCAUGUGGAUCACUACAGGAGCUUCCCUCACCUGUACUCGGCCAAGGUUGACGAGUUCAUCAAGCUCUGUUCCCCAACUACAGUAAGAUCGAUGUGA